AUGUCACAAUAUUUUUUUUAUACAUGCCAAAGUGAUGGAAAACAAAGAAUAUCUUUUACAUAUCCACCUAGUUUAUCAACUUUUGGAGAAAUGAUACAAAAAAAGAUCUCUUUGUGCACGACAGAAAAACUCUCCUCUGACGAACUAUAUAAUCAUUGGGUUUAUAUCAAUGAACAAAAAAAGGAUAACUUAAAUAACGAGUUUAGAAAUCGAAUCGAAGCCCUAGACAAGGGAUCUCUUGUUUUGGAUGUACUUGAAAAAAGGACUCGAUUGUGUAAUGAUGAAACUGAACAAAAAUGCUUGCCUAAAAUGUAUGAUCCUCUUUUGAAUGGACCCUAUCGUGGAACAAUCAAAAAUUUGUAUUCACGUUCAAUCAUGAAUAAUUAUUCAAUUACUUCGAUAAAAGAUUCAAUAGAAAAGGUUUGGAUAAACAAAAUUCAUGGUAUCCUUCCUAUUAAUUACCGAGAAUUUGAACAAAAAAUAGAUACAUUUGAUGAAAAAUCAUUAUCAACAGACAUUUUCCAUUUUUUGACCCCAAUCCUUGAAUUUGUUGAGGAAUCAACGCCGAGUUUCAAUUUGAAAGUGAAAAGACUUUCGUUAUUUGAAGAAAAAGGAACAAUUGAUUCAGAAAAUCAAGCGAACUAUUUAAAAUUUUUAUUCGAUGCGAUUACAGGCGAUCCAAAUGAUCAAACAAUUCGAAAAAAAUCUAUUGGAAUAAAAGAAAUCCGUAAAAAAGUCCCUCGAUGGUCAUACAAAUUAAUCGACUAUUUGGAACAAGAAGAGGUAGAAGGCGAGGAAGAAGCGACGGAGGAUCAUGAAAUUCGUUCAAGAAAAUGCAAACGAGUAAUAAUUUUUACUGAAAACGAGAAGAAUACCAACCCUACUACUAAUAUCAACAAUACUAUUGAUGAUAUGAGUAUCAACAAUACUAUUGAUGAUAUGAGGGAAAUGGCUUUGAUACGUUAUUCACAACAAUCGGAUUUUCGUAGGAACCUAAUCAAAGGAUCCAUGCGCGCUCAAAGGCGUAAAACAAUAAUUGGGGAACUGUUUCAAACAAAUGCACAUUCCCCGCUUUUUUUGGACAGAAGAAAAGACAAAACCGUUUUUUUUUCUUUUGAUAUCUCCAGAAUUCUGAAGCUAAUUUUUAGGAAUUGGAUAGAGAAAAAUACGGAAUUCACAAUUUCAGAUUCUGCUGAGGAAGAAAAGGCAAAAGAAAAAAAAAAGAAAGAGAAAAAAGAGGAGAAUGAACGGAUAAGAAUAGCAGAAGCCUGGGAUACUUUUAUAUUUACGCAAGCAAUAAGAGGUUUUAUGUUAAUAACCCAAUUAACUCUUAGAAAAUAUAUUGUAUUGCCUUCAUUGAUAAUAGCUAAAAAUCUCUGCCGUAUGUUAUUAUUUCAAUUCCCCGAGUGGAACGAGGAUUUGAAGGAAUUGAAUAGAGAAAUGCAUAUUAAAUGCACCUAUAAUGGUAUUCAAUUAUCAGAAAAAGAAUUUCCAAAAAACUGGUUAACAGACGGUAUUCAGAUAAAGAUCCUAUUUCCUUUCCGCCUGAAACCUUGGCAUAGAUCUAAACUACGAUCCCAUCAUAAAAAUACAAUAACAAUAAAAAAUAAAGGAAAAAAAGAAAAUUUUUGUUUUUUAACAGUUUUUGGAAUGGAAGCGGAACUCCCUUUUGGUUCUCCCCGCAAACAACCGUCUUUUUUUGAACCCAUUUGGAAAGAACUCGACAAAAAAAUUCGAAACGUGAAAAAGAAAAGUUUUUUAGUUCUAAGAUUUUUAAAAGAAAGAAAAAAAAGGUUUCUAAAGGUCUCAAAAGAACAAAAAGAAUGGAUUAUAAAAAAAGUUCUAUUUAUAAAAAUAAUAAUGAAAGAAUUUACAAAAGUAACUAUAAUUCCAUUAUUUGGAUUUUUUAAAGUAUAUGAAUUAAAUGAAAAAAAAAAUGGAAAAAAUUCUAUAACUACAAUCAGGAAUAAUCUGAUUCCUGACUUAUCCAUUCAAAUUAAGUCCACGGGUUGGACAAAUUAUUCACUGACAGAAAAAAAAACGAAGGAUCUGGCUGAUAGGACAAGUACAAUCAUAAAUCAAAUAGAAAGAAUCACAAAAGAAAAAAAAAAUACAUUUCUAGCCCCAGAGAAAAAUAUUAAUGCUAAGGAAACUAGUUGUGAUAAUAAAAGAUCAGAAUCACAAAAAAAUAUUUGGCAGAUAUUCAAAAGAAGAAGUGCCCGAUUAAUACGUAAAUGGCACUUUUUUAUAAAAUUUUUUAUUGAAAGGCUAUACAUAGAUACCCUUUUAUGUAUUAUUAAUAUUCCCAGAGUCAAUGCACAACUUUUCCUUGAAUCAACAAAAAAAAUUAUUGAUAAAUACAUUUACAAUGAUGAAACAAAUCAAGAAGGAAUUGAUGAAACAAAUGAAAAUGAAAAUACAAUUCAUUUUAUUUCGACUAUAAAAAAGCCGCCUUUUCAUAUUAGUAAUAGUAAUAAGAAUUCACAGAUUUCUUGUGACCUAUCCUCCUUAUCACAAGCAUAUGUAUUUUACAAAUUAUCACAAAACCAAGUUAUUAAUAAAUAUCACUUGAGAUCUGUACUUCAAUAUAACGGAACAUCUCUUUUUAUUAAGGAUAGACUAAAGGAUUUUUUUCGAACACAAGGAAUAUUUCAUUCCGAAUCAAAGCAUAAAAAACUUCGGAAUUCGGGAAUGAAUGAAUAUGAAUGGAAAAAUUGGUUAAAGGGUCAUUAUCAAUACGAUUUAUCUCAGACUAGAUGGUUUAGAUUAGUACCGCAAAAAUGGCGAAAUAGAGUCAAUCAACGUCGUACGAUUCAAAAUAAAGACUCACAAAAAUUGGGUUCAUACGAAAAAGACCAAUUCCUUUUUUACGAAAAACAAAAUGAUUAUACACUAAAUUCAUUACCGAAUCAAAAAGACAAAUUUAAAAAACACUACAGAUAUGAUCUUCUAUCACAUAAAUAUAUUAAUUAUGAAGAUAAGAAGGACUCAUAUAUUUAUGAAUCGCCGUUACAAGUAAAUGAGGGCCCAGGGCUUCCCUAUAAUUACAAUACACAUAAACCCGAACCAUUUGAUGUGCUGAGGGAUCUACCUAUUAGUGAUUAUCUAGGAGAAGAUUAUAUUAUUGAUACGAAAAAAAAUCUGGAUAGAAAAUAUUUUGAUUGGAGAAUUCUCCAUUUUUGUCUUAAAAAUAGAAAAAAAAUAGAUAUUGAGGUCUGGGCCAAUAUGGAUACCGGCGCCAACAUUAAUAAAAAAACUAAGACUGGAACUAAUGAUUAUCAAAAAAUUGAUAAAUUUUAUAAAAAAGACCUUUUUUAUCUCACGAUUCAUCAAGAAAUCAACCCAUCCAAUAAAAAGAAAAACCUUUUUGAUUGGAUGGGAAUGAAUGAAGAAAUACUAAAUCGUUCCAUAUCAAAUCUGGAACUUUGGUUCUUUUCGGAAUUACUACUACUUUAUGAUACAUAUAAGAUUAAACCAUGGGGCAUACCAAUCAAAUUACUUCUUUUAAAUUGGAAUAGAAACGAAAACGUUAGUGAAAAUAAAAACAUCAACGAAAAACAAAAAAAGGAUUUUCGUAUAUCACGUAUAUCAUCUAAUGAAAAAAAAAUUCUUGAAUUAGAAAAUCGAAAUCAAGAAGAAAAAGGACCGCCAGGCCAAGGGGAUCUUGGACCAGAUGCGCAAAACCAAGAGAAUCUUGGAUCAAUUCUAUCAAACCAACAAAACGAUCUUAAAGAAUAUUAUGCGGAAUCAGACAUUAAAAACCAUAGAAAGAAAAAGCAAUUCAAGAACAACAUAGAAGUGGAACUCGAUUUCUUCCUGAAAAAACAUUUGCUUUUUCAAUUGAGACCGGAUUAUCCUUUGAAUAAAAAAAUGAUCAAGAAUAUCAAAGUAUAUUGUUUCCUGCUUAGACUGAAAAAUCCAAAGGAAAUUGCUAUAUCUUCUAUUCAAAGAAGAGAAAUGAGUCUGGAUGUAAUGGUGAUUCAGAAAGAUAUAACUCUUACAGAAUUGAUAAAAAAGGGGAUAUUUAUUAUCGACCCUAUUCGUCUGUCUAUAAAAUGGGAUGGGCAAUUUAUUAUGUAUCAAACCAUAGGUAUUUCUUUGGUCCAUAAGAAUAAGCACCAAACUAAUCAAAGAUACCGAGAAAAAAGGUAUGUUGAUAAGAAUGAUUUUGAUGAAUCCAUUUCAAAACAUGAACAGAUGGUUGGGAAUGGAAGAAAAAAUCAGUAUGAUUUGCUUGCUCCUGAAAAUAUUUUAUCGCCUAGACGUCGUAGAAAAUUGAGAAUUCGAAUUUGUUUCAAUUUGGAGAAUGGGAAUGUUGUAGAUAAAAAUCCAGUAUUUUAUAAUGGAAACAACGUAAGGAACUGUGGUCAAUUUUUGACUGAGGACAAACAUCUUGAUACAGAUACAAAUAAUUUCAUUAAUAUUAACUUAAAGUUCUUUCUUUGGCCCAAUUAUCGAUUAGAAGAUUUAGCUUGUAUGAAUCGUUAUUGGUUUGAUACCAAUAAUGGCAGUCGUUUUAAUAUGUUAAGGAUACAUAUGUAUCCCCGAUUGAAAAGAAAUUGA
Molecule: messenger RNA, 4563 nt
Organism: Nelumbo nucifera (sacred lotus)
Lineage: Eukaryota; Viridiplantae; Streptophyta; Magnoliopsida; Proteales; Nelumbonaceae
Source: the annotation of a RefSeq genome assembly